CGACUGCUGGAUAGAGAAGAUAAUGGCCUGUGCCAGUAGACAUUUCUACGGCUUCUUCUUCUCAUCUUUCUCGCCCAGAUUCUUGUUUCAUAGCGUCCAUUAACCACCAUCUCUUCUUUUCAGCUGCUCUCUCUACUUGUUCCUUUGUUUCCCAUCAUCUUCACUCAUUGGUGGUGACUGGUUGUUUCAGUGUCGAACUGGAAAAAAGUUGGCUUAUUUGAGACCCAGAAAGAGUCAAACUAUAAGCACCCACCACAUGCUUGAUCUUUGGCUUCAUAUAUGAUUUUCAGGAAUUCAAGGGCCUUCUAGUAAACGAGAUUUGCUUUUAGAUUCUCUCUGCCUUCUGGUUGUUGUUUCUGUUUGAUGGCUAAAUUAUAGGAAUCUUUGCCUGGUUGUUUUUUUCCAUUUCGCCAUCUGGGUUUUGGUUGGUAACCAACGGGAUAAAAUGAAAACUCCGUUUUGGAAUUGGGAGCUCGAAUCUAGUGGAUUCUUUGAUUCCUGCUUUGUGGAUGUCUUGGGACUUUCUUAUCUUCUCCCUCAUUCCUGGGUAUUGUUGCAUUCUGAUUGCGAAGCUAGUUGGGCGGAUAAGACAGCAUCUUCUUUUCAAUCUACUUGUUUGUUCUGAAUUUUGGGUCUUCAAGUUUGAAUUGUUUCCAUGUUAGGUCUGGCUAGAAAGUUUCUGUAGAUUUGACAGUGGGAGACUUCAUUUGAAAUUAGAAUGAAGUCGAACCUAGUUAAAUCCGGAACUGUUUGAACUUUUCUGGACCCUGUUGUGAAUGAGUCUUCUCCUCAUAAUUGGAUUUGGCUUGAAAAUUGGACACUUGCUGUUGAUGCUAUGUUGCUGGCUCGUGUCUGUAAUUUCCUUGAAUUUGUGCAUUAAUGGUGGAUUCAUGGACAGCAAGAAAUGUCUGAAUUUGUGGGAGAAGAUCUCAGGGAACAGUUGCAGGAUUCACCAAGACUACUACCAGUAUAUUGGAUUUGGGCCUAAGAGAGUGAGGAAAACAUGGUGGAAGAAGCUUUUGGUGACAUGGAUAGGCUUUGGGAUUAUGGUUUCUUUCUGGGUUUUCUCGUACAUGAGCUCUCAGGCCAUGGAGAGGAGGAAGGAGACUCUGGCAAGCAUGUGCGAUGAGAGAGCUCGGAUGUUGCAGGAUCAGUUCAAUGUCAGCAUGAAUCAUAUCCAGGCCUUGUCCAUUUUGAUUUCAACUUUCCACCAUGGAAAGAACCCUUCUGCUAUUGAUCAGAGGACUUUUGCUCAGUACACAGAAAGAACUGCUUUUGAAAGGCCUCUAACAAGUGGCGUGGCAUAUGCUGUGAGGGUGCUGCACUUUGAGAGGGAACAAUUUGAGAAGCAACAAGGAUGGAAAAUUAAGAGGAUGGAUACCCUCGAGCAAACACCUGUCCACAAGGAUGACUAUAACCCAGAAGUUCUUGAGCCAUCUCCGAUACAGGACGAGUAUGCCCCUGUUAUAUUUGCACAGGAUACUAUUUCACAUGUAAUUUCCAUCGAUAUGCUGUCAGGCAAGGAAGAUCGAGAGAAUGUGCUACGUGCAAGAGCAUCAGGAAAGGGGGUUCUCACGGCUCCUUUUAGGCUACUCAAAUCAAAUCGCCUUGGAGUCAUAUUGACUUUUGCUGUCUACAACAGGGAUCUUCCCUCUGAUUCAACACCAAAUGAGAGGAUUCAAGCAACUGAUGGGUACCUUGGUGGAGUAUUUGAUAUUGAAUCACUUGUGGAGAAGUUACUUCAACAACUUGCAAGCAAACAAACCAUCCUUGUAGAUGUGUAUGAUACUACCAACUCCUCACACCCUAUCAGCAUGUAUGACUCAAAUGUGUCAGAUAAUGGAUUACAGCAUUUUAGCAUGCUUAACUUCGGGGAUCCGUUUAGGAAACAUGAGAUGCGCUGCAGAUUCAAACAAAAACCACCCUGGCCAUGGUUAGCGAUAACAACUUCUGUUGGCAUCAUUGUAAUUGUUUUGCUUAUUGGGCAUAUAUUCCAUGCAACAAUGAAUCGGAUAGCAAAAGUUGAGGAUGAUUACGAUAAGAUGAUGGAACUCAAGAGACGCGCAGAAGCAGCAGAUGUUGCAAAGUCACAGUUCCUUGCUACUGUGUCUCAUGAGAUCAGAACCCCAAUGAAUGGUGUUCUGGGGAUGUUGCAUAUGCUUAUGGGCACUGAUCUGGAUGUAACUCAACAAGACUAUGUCAGAACAGCGCAGGCCAGUGGAAAAGCACUUGUUUCGCUUAUAAAUGAGGUUUUGGACCAAGCAAAGAUUGAAUCUGGUAAACUUGAGCUUGAGGAAUUGCAAUUUGAUCUGCGGGCAAUUUUGGAUGAUGUACUGUCACUUUUUUCUGGAAAGACUCAAGAGAAAGGAGUGGAGCUUGCAGUUUACAUCUCCAAUAAGGUUCCUGAGAUGCUAAUUGGUGAUCCCGGUAGAUUUCGACAAAUCAUCACAAAUCUCAUCGGAAAUUCAAUUAAAUUCACUGAAAAAGGUCACAUUUUUGUGACAGUCCACCUUGUUGAGGAGGUGUUGGAGUCCAUAGAAGUUGAGACAGAAUCAUCUUCCAAGAACACCUUGAGUGGGUUCCCUGUGGCAGAUAGACGCCAAAGUUGGGAACGAUUUAGAACUUUCAGUCAAAAUGGACCUGCUUCUCAUCUCUCGUCAUCAUCCUCUGACCUCAUCAAUGUAAUUGUCACAGUGGAGGACACAGGUAUGGGUAUUCCUUUGGAAGCCCAAUCUCGUGUAUUCACUCCCUUCAUGCAGGUGGGCCCUUCAAUCUCCAGAAUACAUGGGGGCACAGGGAUUGGGCUGAGCAUAAGCAAGUGUCUGGUUGGUCUAAUGAAUGGAGAAAUUGGUUUCGCUAGCUCACUUAAGGUUGGGUCCACCUUUACCUUUACUGCUGUAUUCACCAAUGGCUGUUCAAACACCAAUGAGCUUAACAACAAGCCAAUGAAUACCCAAUCCAAUUCCGUUUCUUCAGAAUUUCAGAGCAUGACGGCUUUAGUUGUGGACCCCAGACUGGUCCGGGCAAAGGUGUCUGAAUAUCACAUCCAGAGGCUUGGGAUUCAGGUUGAAACGGUUCCUGAUUUUAAUCUGGUUUUCUCAAGUGCAGGAAAUAGGAAUACAGUUAUUGAUAUGGUCUUUAUAGAAGAGGAAAUUUGGUACAAGGACUUGGGCCAAUCAACUGUCUUUGUUAAUAAGUUCAGAAAAUUUGGUCAUGGUGUGCCUCCAAAAUUAUUUCUUUUCUCCAACUGUAUCAACUCUACCAAAAGUACUUUUGCAACUUCUGAUGUGUGUACUCCAGUUGUCAUCAUGAAGCCCCUUAGGGCGAGUAUGUUGGCUGCAUCUCUCCAACGAGCCAUGGGUGUUGGGAACAAAGGGAAUUUCCGCAGUGGAGAGCUCACUAGUCUUUCUCUUUGCAGUUUGCUUUUGGGAAGAAAAAUUUUAGUUGUAGAUGACAACAAUGUAAACCUUAGAGUAGCUGCUGGUGCCCUGAAGAAAUACGGAGCUGAUGUGGUCUGUGCAGACAGCGGAAAGAAGGCAAUCUCAUUGCUAAAGCCACCGCACAAGUUUGAUGCCUGCUUUAUGGAUAUUCAGAUGCCAGAAGUGGAUGGGUUUCAAGCUACUGCAUGUAUUCGAGACAUGGAAUACAACUUCAGCAGUUGCAUUCCACGUGGAGAGCAAUCUGUGGAAGCCUACAGUAACGGUUCCAAUUGGCAUGUGCCAAUUCUUGCUAUGACUGCAGAUGUAAUUCAGGCUACACACGAGGAAUGCCUAAGGCGUGGAAUGGAUGGAUAUGUUUCAAAACCUUUUGAAGCCGAACAACUUUAUCGGGAAGUUUCCCGCUUUUUCUAUACUGGAUUGGGUCCGAGCUCUUGCAGAGGGCCUGCUGGUGAUCAAUGACUUAUUGUGCAUGUUUUGCACACUCUAAAAUGCUGAAAUAGGUUGCCCUUUUUACCAACCUUGUUUAUCAUUGUCCCGCAGCAUUAUAGGAAGAUUUUUCAGUUCAACCAGCUUAAGGGCACAACAAUGAAUCAAUCUUCUUCACUUGGUUAUGCUUCUACUUGCCAGCAGGUCAGAGUCCCUUUCGCCCUUGACUCGUCGAUAUCACCAUCCUGGCAUCGAGGUUGUUCUGGACUUCGGUGCAUCACAAACUGAAAACUGCUAUUAUUCCAAGAGUUGAUGCGUUUUUGGCUGUCUCAAUCAAGCUCAGGAAGAUCUGCAUUUACAGAGAUAGGUUUAGCUUCUUGUUAGUAUUUAGUAACAGGAGUGGAUUGUGUAUAUUGUAGAUUGAAUAAAAACGAACGGCAUGCACUCACAGUAGCAGCCAAUACUUGUCAUUGGUUUUGUACUGGACAAUACAAAAGGCUUGCUCAACCCAACUGAUGUAAUUAUCACACAGAAUCAAAUUAAGCAAAUUUCACA
Messenger RNA from Diospyros lotus (date-plum), 4421 nucleotides. RefSeq names its product histidine kinase 3-like. The record is from RefSeq and is a predicted model, not a curated record. NCBI's taxonomy places the organism in Eukaryota, Viridiplantae, Streptophyta, Magnoliopsida, Ericales, Ebenaceae. Gene Ontology annotation, biological process: phosphorelay signal transduction system; phosphorylation. The coding region runs from base 777 to 3899 and encodes 1040 amino acids. Gene Ontology annotation, molecular function: phosphorelay sensor kinase activity. The transcript has 11 exons.